GCAAUUUAUCCAUACCAAUGUUUGUGGAAUUAGGUUUGGGCCUAAGGCCCAAACAUUUUGGCUUCAUCACAUGUUUUAGAAAAUUUUACCCUAUACCCCUACAAUUGUACCCAUACCCCUACAUUUAAAAUUUUUUGACCAAAAUACCCUCAUAUAAAUAGGGUAUAUUUUCCGUUUCAAAAUUUUUUUACCAUUUUCGUUGAAGACUUCCGGAGAAGAAAAUUUUUUGGCGUUUUUGCAUUGUAUACCGGAACACUUAAGAUGGUUCGAAGAAGAGGUGCAGAUGGCCGGAUUCCAGUCCGCACGUUAGACCGGGGUGCAUCUUCAUCUGCAGCUGCAGCUGAGCCGACUGGAUAUCCAGGAGGGCCGUACGAUACAUCGCUUUUGGUGAAGUACGAGCAUCAUGUUGCUCGACAUAUAUGGUUCGGUGAGGAAAGAGGACCAAAGAAAGAGUUGAAGGUUGCCGGACAUGGACUGAAGUUGAAUUCUAGGGUUCCAUUGGCUCUUCCACCACAGAUGGAGAGUUGGGUAUCUAGAUCCGGUUUAGCUUCACUGCAGAGAACGAGUCUGAACAAGAUAGACACAAAUCUUGUCUCUGCAUUUGUGGAAAGAUGGCAUCUAGAGACAUCUUCAUUUCACAUGCCGUUUGGUGAAAUGAGCAUUACUUUAGAUGAUGUCGCAUGUCUACUUCACUUGCCCAUUAGGGGUAUCUUUUGGAGUCCUCAGGAUGUGACUGAAGAGCUAGCUGUUGAACUUGCUGUGGACUACCUAGGAGUGUCACAGAGUCAGGCACAGUCACAUGUUCGGAGCUGCAGGGGGUCGUAUUACAAGUUGGAGUGGUUAUAUGAUAUAUUCGUACAUCAUAGGGCUGCUUCCAGCUGGGCAUAUGCGACUAGAGCAUAUCUAUUGAUGUUGGUGGGUUCCACCAUAUUUGCUGAUAAGACCUUUACACUUGUAGAGGCACGAUACCUCCUCCUGUUUAGGGACUUGGAUGGAUGUUCAGGAUAUAGUUGGGGAGCAGCUGCACUAGUUACCCUCUACCGAUAUCUUGGAGAUGCGUCCAUGUACAGUUGCAAACAGCUAGGUGGAUAUCCUACUCUCCUACAGUGUUGGAUUCACGAGUAUUUUCCAACUGUUGGAAAAAGAGGGGAGAAUUGGAAUCCUGCUGGAAACUGUGGUCUUCCCCGAGCGAUGAGAUGGUCAUAUAGACAGGGAGUCCUGAAGGUCGAUGAUUUACGACCUAUUUUGGACGAGCUGACACCUACCGACGUCAUCUGGCGACCAUUUGAGGAUCAUAGAGCAUGGCGUGUAUUUGAUGAGAUAUGUCUUUACAGGGGCUGUUUGAAGUGGGGUGAAACAGUUGUUCCAUACUUGCCUGAUAGAUGUUUACGUCAGUUCGGGUAUAGACAGUAUGUUCCAUCCCCACCUCUGGAUUGUAUGAUGGCGACGGAUAUUGAUGUUGAUUGGAUCAGUUACCAUCAGAGUGUUGUCGAUGUGAUCGGUUCAUCUUCCGUGGCCACCACUCCAUCUGAGGUAGUAGACGGUUAUCUGGAGUGGUAUUAUCGUGUUUCCCAUCCACGGUUGGUCCCUCCCCAUCGUGACGCUCCUAGAGAGGUACCCGUUCCUGUAUAUGACGCCGGGCCAUCUGAUCCUGAUUGGGCUCGUGUAUCUACAUUGAUUCGUCGCUAUCUGAGACAGGUUAAUGCUGAAGAGGAAGAUCCACAGUUUUCUGAUUUAUUUGAAGCUUUGCAUAUUUCUCGUUCACAUUGAUUAUAUGUAUUAAGCUUUGAAUAUAAUAGACAUAAUAAUAUAGAUUUCAUGUUUUGAUUACA
Molecule: messenger RNA, 1832 nt
Organism: Lathyrus oleraceus (garden pea)
Lineage: Eukaryota; Viridiplantae; Streptophyta; Magnoliopsida; Fabales; Fabaceae
Product: protein MAIN-LIKE 1
Exons: 4
Coding region: 262-1770 (502 amino acids)
Biological process (GO): meristem development; meristem maintenance
Source: RefSeq, a predicted model, not a curated record